AAUCCCGGCAAUACUAGUUCUCACUCUGGCACGGCGUGCGGCUCAACACUCGACUCAGCAGACGUUCCGACAUGAAGCUUCUCCUUCUCUUGGCGGUUCUCGGUGCGGCCGCGGCGGCCGAGCAGUCCUCAUGGUCGCUGUGGUGGUGGUGGCCUUUCUCCGACUCAGUCGCUGUACCACACUGGAACGACCUGAAAGUUGGAUGGGGGAUCAACCCGUUGACCUCGUUCCAGUCCCUUCCGCGCACGCGCAGCGAGGCUACCAAACAAGGCUGGACCAUGUACGGACGGGCCACAUGUGCAGGAACCUACUGGCAGGGUCUGCGGAUGAUCUAUCAGGACGAUCCCGCCGUGAUUCUGCUGUUCGACAGGAACGGCUUCAUCGCCGGCAUGCAGAUGGGAGUGAAACAGAGCGACCUUCCCGCGGACAGGUCCGUCCCACCCCGUGACGUCAUCCCGCCAUGGGUGCAGGACAGGAAUAACGACAUGUGGCUCAUCACCACAUACUUCGUCAGACCAGAUACCAUCUGUACUGUUGGGCGCACCGCGACCGAGUUCGAGGCGAAGGGAACAGGGACAGACCUGUACCUGCAGAUCGGGGCCAGCCCACGCACGGACUUCGUCAUCAUCCCCAAGUACGAGAAGGACAUACAGGGCACGGACUGGACCCCAGGGAAGUGCUUCUGGACCAUGGGCAAGCAUUACUUUAAGAACCUGCGGGAGAACAUGCGCUGUGAGGAGCUGUACCCGCUGUUCCCGCUGUACAACGAUGGGAAGCUGAACGCCUUCGGGCUGAUCGUCGGCGCGAGUGUCCCCAGCCCCACCUCUCGUUAUGAGUCACCCAUCGCCUCCAAGACGUUCUACCAGCUGUUCAUGACUCCGGUGCCCAAGUGCCUCCAGCGCCAUACCGAGGAGAAGGGCCUGACCACCCUGCAUGUCUUCCUGGAGAGCGACCCUCGUCUGAACAACUUCUGUUAGAUACUAGGUCUUCACAAAGCCGACAAUCACAUCAUCAGCACAGGCAGAUGUUGCUGGUUGUGAAAAACGACUAACGAUUCGUCAGUUACUCAAUGAAAGUUUGCUUAUGUGCAAUGGAUAAGUACUGUGAAGUAAUAAAAGCAGGCUAUGCAAUAAUAA
Molecule: messenger RNA, 1136 nt
Organism: Branchiostoma belcheri (Belcher's lancelet)
Lineage: Eukaryota; Metazoa; Chordata; Leptocardii; Amphioxiformes; Branchiostomatidae
Exons: 8
Coding region: 72-977 (301 amino acids)
Source: RefSeq, a predicted model, not a curated record